Messenger RNA from Hyalella azteca, 1545 nucleotides. Its product is annotated as WD repeat-containing protein 55. The record is from RefSeq and is a predicted model, not a curated record. Bases 44 to 1528 code for a protein of 494 amino acids. The transcript is spliced from 7 exons. Lineage: Eukaryota; Metazoa; Arthropoda; Malacostraca; Amphipoda; Hyalellidae. Gene Ontology annotation, molecular function: protein binding.
AAUAAAUUAUUACACUUGUGUCACUAUACACCAUGGCUCAACCAUGUAUAUUCAGUAUAUAUACUAUGACACCGGACGGACGAAGUUCCUACAGUUCACUUCUACGAGUACAUCCAACGUUGAGGAAUCCACAUCUAGUAUUGACUGUGUCUGUGAGGCCAGUGAGUCUACUGUAACCAAGGCUGAUUUUAGCAUGCGGAGUUUUCUACCUGACCCUCGCCUAGACGGAGACUACUCAAGUGAUUCGGAAGAACCUUUUGAAAUAUACAUGGAUGAUCAUGCCGUCAAUCAACCAGUGGAACCUCAAGCACAUGUUUCUCAUGAAGGCCCUAGCCAGUCAGAAAGGUCACAAGAAGAAGUACAAAUUGAAGAAGAGGACAAUAAUUGGUUGUCAUCUGAUAGUGAUGACGAAGAAAAAGGAGCUACCCUGGAGGAAGUUUUUGAGAUAGAGCCUGCACUUGAGAAGACACGGGAACAACCUCCUGACCUUGAUGUUGGAGCUGAAGUAGUUGAUAUUGAAUUCCAUCCAUCUGCCCAGUUGCUGGCUGUAGCAACUCUUGACUCUGAAGUUGUUUGUUACAAAUAUACCAAGGAGAGCACAGAAGAAGUUCAUAGCUCUGAGCAUCACACAAGUUGUCUGAGAUGUGUCAAGUUCAGUAAAGAUGGAAGCUCUGUGUUUACUGCCAGCAAAGACGAAAGUGUGGCUGUGCUGGAUACAGCCACAUGGAAAGUUUUAAAACACAUUAAGAAUGCUCAUGAUUAUCCAGUUUACAGUCUCUGUGUUGUAAAUGAGAAUUUACUAGCAUCAGGCGAUGACAAUGGGAAUAUCAAACUGUGGGAUUUGAGAAAACAGAAUUCUAUUCACAAAUUUGAAUGUGGCGAGGAGACUGUAAAUGACAUGGUUGUUGAUGACAGCGGCCGAACACUCGUUGCAGCUCUGAAUGAUGGUUCAAUUGCUGCCUACAACACUUCUCGAAGGAAACUUAUUGUUCAGUCUGAAUAUCAAGAUGAAGCGCUAUCAUGUCUCGCAAUCGUCCGCAACGGCACGCGCCUGGCCGUUGGCGGCGAAAAAGGCGCCCUGUAUCUGUUCAAGUGGGGCGAGUUCGCGCUGCACCACGACAAGGUGGCCGAGCAGCGCGCCAAGCUGAACUGCAUGGUGCCAGUCGGUGACGGCAGGAUCGUCACAGGCUCCGAUGACGGCUACAUCAGAGCGGUAAACUUAUACCCACACAACUACGCGGGUGUAAUUGGUCGUCAUCAGAAGUACGGAAUUGAGAACAUCUCAGUGUCCUGUGAUCAACGCUUCUUGGCUUCCUGCUCGCUUGACGACACGGUUCAGUUUUGGGACCUGCAGCAUCUCUACAACACGCAGAAGAGGAAGAAGAGCUGCUUGGCCAGAGAUCUGAAGAAUAAUCUAGACUCAGCCCGGGAGCGGAACCCUGCGCAAUUCUUCUCUGAUAUGGCGGAAGAAGUGCCAUCGGAUGAAGAGUAUAUGGGACCAGCUGACAAGCCCAAGAAUGUCGAAUAGAAAUGAUGCCUUGACAA